Messenger RNA from Hyaloperonospora brassicae, 3891 nucleotides. NCBI's taxonomy places the organism in Eukaryota, Oomycota, Peronosporomycetes, Peronosporales, Peronosporaceae. The record is from the annotation of a GenBank genome assembly.
AUGAUCGGCGACUUUGAGUACCUGCAGCAGCGCGUAGCGCUCCAAGUCGACGUCUUACACCGACACGUGACUGGCGUUGCUGAAGUUGUGCUGGCGCCACGCGCAUCGGAGCUCCGUUUGCUCCGUCUGCAUGCGCGGCAACUCAAGGUGCGGACCGUGCGCAUUGACGGCAUCGCGGCACCUUUCGAGCAACUUAAUUUCCUGGACGAGGUCGUGGACGAGAACUACCGCGAUGUCGCCACGUUUGACCUCUUCUACCGCGGCGCUAUUGUGGCGUCAAAAGAAGGUGAGUUGAUCAUUGAAAUACCAAAGCACGUUUCGUUUCUCGAGGACGACGAGACCGAUGAGGCUUCGAGCAACAUAAGCGAGCAACAGGCUACCGGUGCUGCGACGGACGACGAUCCAGUACCAGAGGAUAGUUCUACCGGUCAUGGGCAUACGUUGCUAUUCGAUGCGUGGGACAUUGACCGUCUUCCGAAGAGCUCGACGGGCUAUAAGCCAAUUGUCGUGAGGAUCGAGUACGACAUUCAUGAGCCUACGGGAGGGCUGAGAUUUAUGCUGCCGGACGAAGAGUACCAGCCGAAGAGGUCCCCUCAUAUGUAUACUUAUUGUGGACCUUUUGGAGGACUGUGUGAUGGCGCGCGCACCUGGAUGCCGUGCCGAGACACUCUUCGAGACGCCUGUACAUUCCGAAUCGAGCUGACUGUGCCGGACUGGUGCGUGGCUGUGUGCAGUGGGCAAAUGGUACAGCAAGUGCUGAACCCGGAGAGCGACAGUGAUGGAGUACAAUGGCGAACGUUUAAAUAUGUGGUGAAUCCGAAGACCAACUGCUCGUCGAUAGGUUUUGCUGUCGGCCCUUUUCGGCUCUACGUGCCACCAGAGAUGCCUCUCAUGACGCAUUUUGCGCUGCCUGAGUGUUUUGAAGAUUUAGUGCAAUGCACAUCGAGGUUGGCUUCGGCCAUGACGUAUUUCGAAACUGCCCUGGGAGCAUCGUACCCGUUCAAGACUUAUCAGCAGGUGUUUGUGGAGGAUUUGCCGGACCAGCUACAAUAUAUAGCUGGCGGGGCCAUGCUCGACCAGAACUUGCUGCAUGGACCAAGAAUCAUUGACCGCGAGUUGCUUUCGCACUUAGCGCAAGUAAAGGGGCUAGCAGGCAGCUGGGUUAGUGGCGUUGUCGGCAUCCAGAGCACGAAGGACGCAUGGGUGCUCAUUGGCGUGAUUGGCCAUCUUGUCAACACAUACGUGCGGUCGGUGUACGGUGAGGAAGAGUAUGGCUACCGCAUCCAGCUUGCUAUGGAUGCACUGACUACGAUGGAGCUGACGACGGAUCAGCAGUCACCUGCGUUGCUGUCUUCUGAGGUAGAUGUGUAUUCGGAAUAUGACCCAACAUCUCUGACAAUGCUAGAAAUCAAGGCACCUCUCGUACUGCACAUGAUUGAGCAACGCGUCGGUCCAAAACAUCUCAGCAUCGCUAUCCAGCGUGCAGUAUCGGGUGGGAUCGCACGAGAAGUGGCUAGCAGUAACGCAAACAGUGGAGGUGACGCUCAGACAACAGGAGACGGAAACAGAGAUGACAAGGCAAACAAGAUCAGCUAUGGCAAGAAGAGCGCUGGACGUGAUGAUGAAGAAGAAGUGGGCGAUGCUGCAGGUGCAGCUGAAAAAGUGGCUGGGGGUUCGGCCGUGGCGGAACCGUUGACAACACUGUCAUUUUUGAAGACGGUGAAGACGAUUGCAGGUGCGUCAGGUCAGGAUCUUACGAAGUCUUUUCUCUCUUCAUGGAUUAUCGAACCUGGAAUGCCGUUCUUUACCGUCGGAUAUUGGUAUAAUCGUAAGCAGACGCAAGCGGAAGUGGUGUUGCAACAAGAAAUUCCGCCUGGUGGAAAGCUGUACACCGGUCCGAUCACAGUUACCAUCGUGGAGGAUACGAGCGAAUACUCAUACCAGAAGCGCAUCGAGCACAAGCGGCAUAAGUUUGAUUUCCCGUGUCACUCUAAGGUCCGAAAGAAACGUCGGAAACGACAGGGACUUGCAGAUCCUGACGACUCAGUGUCUGUUGGUGGCCCUGGUAUGGGCUUGAAUGACACACCUGUGUUUUGGGUGAAAAUCGAUACAGGGUGUGCGUGGCUGCGGCACGUCGUGAUGCACCAGCCAGACUUUAAUUGGAUGGAGCAGUUGCUGUCUGACAAAAAGGUUGGCUCACGCGUGCAUGCCGCACGUGCUCUUGCAUUAUUCCAUCGACCGCAUGAAAAGCCCAAUGUGAUGUCAUGUCGAGUGCUGACGGAGUGUAUGAGCGGUCUGACGACUCACUCAAGACGAUUGCGCGCCGAAGCUGCUCGCUCGCUCGGGAUUUGGCAAUCAAUUCAUGCACCACUUACCAAUGCAAAUACACAGCUUCCGAUUUGGAAGGGGAUGCACAACUUGGUGCGUAUCUUCAAGGAGCACUUUUUUGAUCGAACGACAGAUAUGCCACUGCCGAAUUACUUCUUGCCGUCUGGCGGAAAGGUUGUUUUGGAAGCUCUUGGAGCACAGCAGGCAUCGUUCUCGAGUAAGCAGAUUCAGGUACAGGACUAUGCUGCCGGAGAGUAUGAGAUCAAGAAAAGCAUUCCAAGGGCACUUGCUGUCAUACGUGCUCAAAAUGGCAAGACGCCACCAGAAAUUGAGACGUUUCUGUUGCAGCUACUGACUGAAAACGACAACUCGAAGAAUUACGUUGAAAUGAACGAUCAAUCGCAAGUUGCUGACGACUGCUACUAUAUUGGCAAUCUGGUUUUGUCACUGUCUGUCCUAAACGUUGACGGUCCAGCGCGGUCAGACGAUGGCGACUCGCUCGUUGUGCGAGAGAUUUUGCGUUACCUGCAUUACGACCAGGUGCAGCCAAGCUAUAACAAGACGAUCACUGUAUGCUGUCUCGAAGCGCUGUGUAAUCUGGUUUUGGCCGGACGAUGUGAGGAGAAGUUGGUGAAUUUUCGCUCAUUCGCUUCACCAAAGCAUUUUAACGCUGUUCGUAAAGUUGCCAUCGAAAGCAUACUUCGCUUAUUCUUCGCUGAAGAUCCUGCUGGCCCGACGGGCGACGACAAGUCUUCGUUUACGGGAGCUCACUUCCCCGGCGUUUCCGUCGCGCACCAGAAGGUUGGACGAUCGUCACCACAGGAUCCGUCUUUCAUGUUGGCAAACAGUUUCGGUGCUACGGCAGCCUUGUUGUGGCUGUGCCAACUCCUAAAAACUGAGGAAUCACCUGGCAUCCGAUUGUUUGCUGUGCAUGUUUGCCUUAACUGCAUGCGCGGGUUUCCGCCCGGUGUUGGGAAAGAAGUCCUAGCUACGUGGGAUUACAGCUAUACGUUAGGCUUGAUGAACUACAUUGAGAUGAAGGAGCCGACAUCGUUUGUUUUAAAGAGCCCGGAGAAAGACCAAGUGUUAGGGUUGUUCGAUCGUCCCGACCUUAGCAAGCUUCGCGAUGAUAGCAGCUCCGCCAAGCGUAUCGUUGAAGAGCUGUGGGGUUUAAUGAAUACGACUGCUGCAAUGGAUCAGCGACUACGCGUGGCGCUCAUCGUCUUGUAUCGAAAGAUUUGGGGCGAAACGACUCCCAUCUCAGUUGCUCACAUCGUUCAGGAUAAGGGUACGAACUGGGCUGGUGGCUAUGAAAGCCUUCGGAUCAUGAUGGAAGACAGCAAGAAUCGGAUGCUGAUGAGCAGCUCAGGUCGUGGCGGCAAUAGUGCUGGGCUGAACGGCCCCGAUGCCAGCAGCGGGUCGGGCAAGAAAAGUAGUGACGAGCGGAAGCGAGUUUUUUCGUCCAACGCUAGCAACCUACCCGAUUCUUCGCUCGAGCAGUUCCGCGGCAAGAAGUUCAAGUUUAAAAUGGGCGACACGACGUUUCGAUCACACAAGCUGUAG